GAGCACUUGUCCUCUCGAGCUGCCACCAUGGCGCCACAAAAGGACACCAUGUUCCGCUCGGCGGACAUGUCCUUGACGCAACUCUACAUCUCCAACGAAAUCGGCCGUGAGGUAGUUUCAGCACUAGGAGAGCUUGGAGUGAUGGAUUUCAGAGAUCUCAACUCCGAGACGUCUGCGUUCCAACGUACCUUCACGCAGGAGAUUCGUAGGCUGGACAACGUGGAACGGCAACUUCGUUACUUCCGUCAGCAAAUGGACAAGCUGGAAAUCCCGAUGCGCUCCAUCUACGACUUCAACAACCCCUUCACAUCCCCUUCCGCUACUGAGAUCGACGAGUUGGCCGACAAAAGUCAGCAGUUGGAGAACAGGAUCUCAUCGUUAAACGAGUCUUAUGAGACGCUAAAGAAACGUGAGGUGGAGCUUACCGAGUGGCGAUGGGUUCUGAGAGAAGCUGGUGGCUUUUUCGAUAGGGCUCGUGGACAGACCGAAGAAAUCCGCCAUUCCCUUGACGACGACGAUGCUCCUCUCCUGGCUGACGUGGAACAAAACAGCCAGAACGAACCUGCCGGCGACCGCUCUUUCUCCGUGAUGAACAUCGGCUUCGUCUCUGGUGUGAUUCCUCGGGAUCGCAUUGCUGCCUUCGAGAGGAUUUUGUGGAGAACCCUCCGUGGUAACCUCUACAUGAACCAAUCCGAGAUCCCGGAGCCCAUUAUCAACCCCGAGAACAACGAGGAGACCAGCAAGAACGUGUUCAUUAUCUUCGCUCAUGGAAAGGAGAUCAUCGCCAAGAUUCGCAAGAUCUCGGAGUCCAUGGGUGCUGAUCUCUACAGCGUUGACGAGAACAGCGAGCUCCGUCGUGAUCAGAUGCGUGAGGUCAACAGCCGUCUGAGCGAUCUGUCUAGUGUGUUGAAGAACACCAAAUCUACCUUGGAUGCAGAAUUGACUGCCAUCGGCCGUACGCUGGCUGCUUGGAUGGUCAUCAUCAAGAAAGAGAAGGGAACUUACCAAACCUUGAACAAGUUUUCAUACGACCACCAACGCAAAACUCUCAUUGCCGAGGCUUGGGCGCCCACCAACUCCCUCGGUCUGAUCAAGUCCACUCUCUCUGACGUGAAUGACCGCGCAGGACUAUCAGUCCCUACCAUCGUCAACCAGGUCAAGACCACAAAGACUCCUCCUACGUACUUCAAGACCAACCGCUUCACUCUCGCUUUCCAAACCAUCAUCGACGCUUACGGAACCAUCAAAUACCGAGAAGUCAAUCCUGCGCUACCCGCUAUCGUCACGUUCCCUUUCAUGUUCGCCGUUAUGUUUGGUGAUGCCGGCCACGGUGUCAUUAUUCUCUCAGCCGCCCUCGCCAUGAUAUACUUUGAACGCAAACUGCAGCGCAGCAAGCUUGACGAACUUUUCUCUAUGAUCUUUUAUGGACGUUACAUUAUCAUGAUGAUGGGUAUCUUCUCCAUCUAUACCGGUUUACUCUACUGCGAUGCCUUCUCUAAAGAGCUUCCCUGGUUCAGCUCCAUGUGGGAGUGGGACUCUCACAAGGACGAGAAAGGCGAGGUUCACCUUGGUCCGAAUGCUCAUCGAAUUGAAGGACACACGUACCCCUUCGGUCUGGACUACAGAUGGCACGAAACCGACAACGACCUGCUCUUCUCGAACAGUUACAAGAUGAAACUCAGUAUCUUGCUCGGUUGGUGCCACAUGACGUUUUCACUGAUGUGGUCUCUGGUCAACUCUCGCUACUUCAAGACGCCCAUUGACAUCUGGGGCAACUUCGUUCCCGGAAUGAUCUUUUUCCAGUCGAUCUUUGGUUACCUCUCUUUCACCAUUGUCUACAAGUGGAGUGUGGAUUGGGCAGCGCGCGGUGUAAGCCCUCCCAGUCUUUUGAAUAUGUUGAUUUACAUGUUCUUGUCGCCGGGCACGCUCGAAGAAGGCACCGAGCCCAUGUUCCCAGGACAAGCUGGACUUCAGACUUUCCUCGUACUCAUUGCGCUUGCCUGCGUUCCGGUUCUGCUUUUCCUCAAGCCCUUCUACCUACGAUGGGAGCACAACAAAACUCGUGCCCUCGGAUACCGUGGCAUCGGUGAAAGCACCCGCGUCAGCGCUCUGGAUGAUGACGACGAAGACGAAAGCCGCAACCUUAACGGCAACGGCCGCGAGAGUUUCGGUGACGAUGAUGGUAUUGCCAUGAUCACGCAGGAUAUCGGACACGGCGAAGAGCACGAAGAAUUCGAAUUCGGUGAGAUCAUGAUCCACCAGGUCAUCCACACUAUUGAAUUCUGUCUCAACUGCGUGUCGCAUACGGCAUCCUAUCUCCGUCUCUGGGCUCUUUCCCUGGCUCACCAACGUCUCUCUAUUGUGCUCUGGGACAUGACGAUGAAGAACGCAUUUGGCAUGACUGGCAUUACGGGAUCCAUCAUGAUGGUGGUUGUGUUCUACGGCUGGUUCAUGCUCACGGUAGCGGUUCUGUGCGUAAUGGAGGGCACCAGUGCCAUGCUGCACUCGCUCCGUUUGCACUGGGUAGAAGCCAUGAGCAAGCAUUUCAUCGGUGACGGAGUGCCGUUUGAACCAUUCAGCUUUGUGCGGCUGUUGGAAGAUGAUCCUGUAGAAUAG
Molecule: messenger RNA, 2616 nt
Organism: Periconia digitata
Lineage: Eukaryota; Fungi; Ascomycota; Dothideomycetes; Pleosporales; Periconiaceae
Source: the annotation of a GenBank genome assembly